CAAUAUGGCGAAUACAACAGAUGCCUGUGAAACUCGCGAUCCGUGUCAGCACGGUGGCAUUUGCAUUUCUACAGACAGUGGACCGAUCUGUGAGUGUCGCACCGGCGAUUAUGAAGGCGCAUAUUGUGAGAAAGACAAAGCUCCCUCGGAAGCAUCCUUCAGAGGGACUGAGUAUCUCACGAUAGAUUUGAGCAAAGGAGAACCAGUACUCAGUACACAAGAAUCCAUAAGCCUCCAGUUCAAAACGAGAGCAGCAAAUGGACUUCUAUUUUAUUCCGGAGAGGGCGAUGAUUAUCUCACUAUAUCGCUGAAAGACGGAGGCGCCGCAGUCAGUAUGAGCCUAGCCAAAGGAAGAUUGGAUUUGCAUAUAAAGCCGGUCAAGUUGCGAUUCGAUGAUCGUCAAUGGCACAAAAUCGUCGUCCAUCGGAAAGUUCAAGAGAUCUCUUCAAUAACCAGCUUUUGCAGGCUCUCUGCUAUUGUUGAUGGGGUUUACGCUGAGCAUGGUCAUACUGCGGGAUCGUUCACACACUUGGCGAGCGAUCGACUUCUCGUCGGUGGAGGAGCUGAUGCGAGGUCCUUGCAGGGCGCCAAAGGGAUCAUCAACUUCGUUGGGUGCCUGAGAAAGGUGGAGUUUGCUGCAGAAAGAAUCAGAAUGGAGCUGAUUGAAGCGGCCAAAAGCGGAGCGGCGGGUGUUGCGGCUUGGGGAAAAAUGGAUUUUUUCUGUCGUGAACCUAGAACAGCAGAUCCAAUUACGUUUACCACUAGGGACUCGCAUCUCAAGGCCGGAUCAACAGUAAACAGGCGACUCCACGGCGCUUUGGUCACCUUCACCAGCCCAGAGUCCCACCUGGUUCUGCCACCCUGGAAAGCCGCCAAGACCGGGACUAUAUCCUUCAAAAUUCGUACGAACGAGCCCAAUGGAUUGAUCAUGUACAGCCGCAGCGGAGCGCAAACGAGGGAAGAUCUGUUUGCUUUCGAGAUUCUUGGCGGAUAUCUUUAUACGCACGCCGAUCUCGGGAGCGGCUCCGUUAAAGUAAAAUCAUCAAAGACACGUGUGGAUGAUGGCACCUGGCACGACGUUGUCCUAAGAAGAGUUGAGAGAGAAAUUCGAGUUACUGUCGACAGCAACAUAGUCGAGUUUCGUACGCCAGGAGAUUCCACGCAAUUAGACUUGGAUGGCUUGUUAUAUAUCGGUGGUGUGGGCGCACCUUUUGCGCCUUUAACUGUUCCACCCGUUUUGUGGACGGGCGCCCUUCGACAAGGCUACGUGGGAUGUAUGAGAGAUCUCGUCAUUAAUGGAAAUCCAAUAGACAUCGCGGGAUAUGCGCAGCAACAAGAUUCGGGUGCAGUAAGACCCGCAUGUCACAUGCAAGCCUCGCAUUGUUCUUCGAAUCCGUGUAUGCACCGUAGCAUUUGCCUUGAAGGGUGGAAUCGAUUUCACUGCGAUUGCACUAACACGUCUUUCACAGGACCUACCUGUGGCAAAGAUGCGUCAACAUUGCAUCUGAAUGGCACGCAACAAAUGACGGCAUUAAUGCCGGAGGACUCCAGAACACAGGCGGAGGAAAUUGUCGUGCGAUUCAAAACGACGAGACCGCGCGGCCUUCUAUUAGCGACUAGCUUUGAGAACAGCGCUGAUCGCUUGCAGAUUUAUUUAGACGAGGGCAAGGCACAUAUGCUGAUUCAUAUCGGAGACCGAGAAAAGUUAUUGACAACUGGGCAAGGUCUUAAUGAUGACUUGUGGCAUACGCUAAAAUUCUCCAGACGAUUCAAUUUACUCAAAUUCCAGAUCGAUGAUGAUACAGCAAUACGAGCGGAAGCGCAGCUGGGAAAGCAGGGCAUCUUGGAAUUUCGAACACUCCACGUAGGCGGAUAUCUUCACGCGGGCGAGGACAUACCGCAUUUCGUGGGCCAGCUGCAGCAGAUCUGGUUCAACGGAUAUCCAUACCUGGAGAUUGCGCGCAGCGCUGGGAGCCAUCAAACCUCACAUCAGGGCGUCGCGCCUAUCAUCCGGGUCACCGGCAAGUUCGGGAAAAGAAAUCAUCCGGUUCAUCAUCCGGUGACCUUCACCUCCAAGCACACUUUCGUAGGACUUCCAGUACUCAAAGCGUACUUGGAGACCAACAUUUAUUUCCAGUUUAAAACGCGAGAAGCGAACGGCUUGAUCCUUUAUAACGCCGGAAGAGAGCAUGAUUUCAUUGCGGUCGAACUGGUAAACGGACACGUACACUACGUGUUUGACCUAGGCGACGGAGCUGUCAGAGUCAGAGACACUUCGAAGUCCAAGUUGAACGAUGGCAAAUGGCACGCCGUCAGUAUUGGCAGACCUGCCGCAAAGAGGCACACUCUGUCUGUAGACGAUCACGUGACCGCUGUCAACAGCCAAGGCAGCAACGAGAAUCUUGAUCUCGAUGGCAUUUUGUAUAUAGGUGGAGUGGAGAAGGCGCAAUAUGGCCAAUUACCAAAACAGAUUCUCAGCCGUCACGGAUUUGAGGGAUGUCUGGCGUCGUUGGAUCUCAGCGGGGAAAGUACCGACCUCAUUACCGAUGCCGUCGUGCCGAGUUCUCUCGUCACAUCCGGAUGCGACAUUUACACCAACAUACAUCCGGGCAAGAAGUGCACUCAUGAUCUCUGUGCCAAUCAUGGAACAUGCGUGCAACAGUGGAAUAGCUACACAUGCGAUUGUGACAUGACGAGUUUUACCGGGCCAACUUGUAACGAUGAGGCUAUCGCUUACGAAUUUGGAGCCGGAAGAGGAAUUAUCACGUAUACCUUUCCGCCUGAUCGUCGACCGGAAAUGAAAAGAGAUACUGUGGCCUUGGGUUUCGUUACCAGUGUUAAUGAUGCUGUAUUGCUUAGAAUAGAAUCUGCGUCGAGUAACGAUUAUCUCGAAAUCGAAAUUGUGGAAGGUAACGUUUUCGCGGUUUAUAAUAUGGGUACCAACGAUCAUCCAAUAGGCGAAGUUGGCGUGAAAGUUAACGACAACCAAUAUCACGUGGUUAGAUUUACCAGAACUGGGCCGAACAGCACAUUACAAGUCGAUGACUACAAUUUGCAAUCUAAUCAUCCAUCGGGUCAUCAGCUGACAGUGUUCAACAGCCAGUCUACUAUUCAGGUAGGAGGCCGAUGGAAUCGCAGCAAGGGCCGAGUGGAACGACCCUUCCUCGGCGUGAUAGCCGGAUUGGUUGUCAAUGGUGCCAGAAUUUUAGAACUGGCGGCUGCCAAAGACGGUAAAGUUGCAAGUAGAGGAGAUGUGCAGCUUCUGCCAGCAGGAAGUCUCCUGGAUCGCGCCCCGCCGUUACAAAGAAUGCAACAGACGCCGGCGUCCGGGUUUCCCGGCGUCAUGGACGACCUCAUAUUCUCCGGCGCCGGAAGUGGUUGCGCUGGCGAUGACGAGGACGAGGAGUGCACUCCGAUCUACGAGUCAGGCUCCGAUGACAUCAUCACGCCAGUGUACGUGGCGCCUACACGAUUGCCGACGACAUUGAGGCCAAAGCCGCAUAAAGAAAAUAUUCAAGAGCGUCCAACUUGCGACGACGAGGAAGAUUGCGAAGAAGGCUCCGGUGAUUCCAGAACGACAGAAGAAAUUUUUGUCACUUCGGCCACCGGUCCGUAUUCCAAGAAUAUUAACGAGGCGAAGCAGCCUUCUAAUGAACAUUUUGAGUACUCGACAAGCCAUAUCAGCACCCAGACGACGUCGCCGUCGUCGACAACAUUGGGUCGCGACAUCGUCACCGUCUCCGUCCAAUACAACGUGUCAACCACAGACCUCGAGAUCAGCCAUAGCAGCAGCGUCGUAACGCAUCGAUCGACAACCGUGACAACGCAGACGACCACGACGGAAAUGACGGAGCCACCACCGCCACCUCCACCGCCGGUGUACCCGCCGAUGCCCACUCCGCCCAAGAACAACAACAAUAAACGGAUCACAUCCGAGGCGGCAGAGAACGCUGCGCUUAUAAUUGGCAUUAUAGCCGCCGCGUUGAUAGCGAUAGUCUUGAUCAUAUUGAUAAUCCUCAAGUUUAAGAAUCGGCCGGAAACGAGUUACAAGGUGGAUGAAACGAAGACGUUCUGCCAGGAUCCAAACGCGGCUCUGUUAGGCGCCGCUGGCUCCGGACAGCCCUUCAAUGGCGCCCUAAAAAACGGCGCCAACGGUAGCAAAAGUAACAAGAAACGAGAACUAAUAGACAUUAAAGAGUGGUACGUGUAAAGGGAGCAUUCGCAUAUUGGGCAGAACAUUGCCUUGUGCUUGAGAUUUGUGUACAGGGAGUAUGGCCAAGGACUUGGCCAAAGAACGUGCACGUCAUCUUUCGUCGCUGGAAAGGAUCGAGAAUUGAAAGAGGCCGAGGAGAGUAAACGGACACACAGUCUCUCAUGAGUCUCACACAGGUGUACAAAAAAAAUGUGCUCGCUGAUCAGAGCAUUCUCGUAGAAGAGCCUUGUCUGCUCCAAUGCGAGUACUGAGACUUCAAAGAUCUAUCUCAAUAUAAUAUGAAAAAUAUCGAGUAUUCGCUGAGAGAGUCUUGCUCGAGUUGCAAUAACUUGCUCGAGUUGCGAUAUUUAUGAGGGUGCUUCUGAUCAAUGGUGAAUACGACAUAGUUGAGCGUGCGAAAACGAUCUUUCCAUUACGAGUGAUGAAGAAGGGCACGUUUAGAAAAUCCUCGUGAUAGCUUACAGGAAAAGCGGUGUAAUAAAAGGUCGCGAUUAAAUAAAAAUCCUUUUACACUCUUCUGUGCGAAAAGGAUCGAAACGCAUGAGAGACGAUCAGCGAUCUUAUCCUUGAUAAAGUACAUUUUCUAAGAACUUUAAGAUCGGGAUUAAUGAGUCGUAUAUCUAGAUGGAAAAACUCUUUGAGGAAAACAUGAUGAGAUGGUAUUGUGGAAAUAUAUGAAACUUCUCUUUAAUUCUAAGGCGAAUUGAAAUGAAAUCGAUCGCACUUAGGAAGGUCCGUCGAACUGCUCGCUCUCGCAAAGAGAGCCAACGAGUCGGGAGGUACUGAUCAACGAUCUAGCGCUGAUCCUCUUGUUUCCUUGACGCGAAAUCUCGAGAUAAAAUUUAAACAUGUGGCAGGAAUCGAGCAUCGAUUACAAACAUUCCAAAAGAAUUUUUCUUCCUAUUAUUCAUUUGUCGCGAAUUUUUUCAAGUUACGUUUUUUAAAUAACGCUUGCUGGUGCUGCUCGAUUUUCUGCUAUAAUUAAUGUUAAUGCGAAUCGAUUCGUCGAUAAACGGAAAGUUAAGGCUUUCCUGCAUUAAUUUAGAACGAUUUCCCCACGAGGAACGAAGAGGAAAAACGGACGCAAAGAUCGUGAAAUUAAUCGUAGGAAUUAAUUAAAAAGAAAGGAAAUGUUGAAGGUGAUAUUAGCAGUGACUGAUUCGGACGAAUCUUAGGAAGCAACUUGCACUGACGUAGGCAGGCUAUUUUUAUUGUUUUACGAAUUUUACUUCCAACAUCCUCUCCGUGAACGCGACGUUAGACCAUUCUCAAGUACGUGUGAAAAAUAUAUUAAU
Messenger RNA from Mycetomoellerius zeteki, 5508 nucleotides. RefSeq names its product neurexin-3. The coding region runs from base 5 to 4210 and encodes 1401 amino acids. Gene Ontology annotation, molecular function: calcium ion binding. Lineage: Eukaryota; Metazoa; Arthropoda; Insecta; Hymenoptera; Formicidae. The transcript is spliced from 23 exons. The record is from RefSeq and is a predicted model, not a curated record.